Molecule: messenger RNA, 6319 nt
Organism: Malaya genurostris
Lineage: Eukaryota; Metazoa; Arthropoda; Insecta; Diptera; Culicidae
Gene: Tie
Product: mucin-5AC
Exons: 9
Coding region: 1877-5590 (1237 amino acids)
Biological process (GO): multicellular organism development; protein phosphorylation; cell surface receptor protein tyrosine kinase signaling pathway
Cellular component (GO): signaling receptor complex
Molecular function (GO): ATP binding; transmembrane receptor protein tyrosine kinase activity
Source: RefSeq, a predicted model, not a curated record
AUCAGUUGCUGUCGGAGCCAGUUCACGAAAGGUAGCGCCAAGGAAGGAUCGUCGCUGCGCUCGUACGCGAUCUCGUCGCGGAAUUUAUUCGCGGAGCGGAGUUAAAUAACAGGAAAAUAAAAAAAAAACAAUCGAUCCCUUCAGCGAGAAGUUAGUGCCUGCUAGUGAAAUCCAAAUCCAAAUCGGCUGAACGAAUAUAACAACCGUAAAAACAAACGACGAACGAACGGGUGCUGCUGGUUUUAUGUGUUUUUGUUUUUUUUGGGAAAUGAUCAAGCAAGUGAUCGUUGUGCUUUCUGCUGUGUGUAGCCCUCGCAGUUGAAGCCUUGUAAAAACAUCCCGCCCGUGGAACCGUGUGGAACGGAGGAGUCAUCGCAGCGGCGGUUCAAUUUCGAAGACACCGCCCCAGUGCAAUUCCCAUACUGCACACACACACAACGAACUGCCAAAUGCAGUUACAUCGAGCAGGGAAAGCAAUCAAGCAAGAAGCAAUUGAAGAAAAAGAAGAAGAAUAAGAAAAAUACAAGUGAAAAUAAAUUAAUGAACGCUUGCAAGUCGGUUUAGCCUCUUUCACCGAUCGUUUUUCCUUUCGUUUACAUCUGUUUUCGCAAAACGAGUGCAUGUUCGUGAAUGGAGAGCUGUGAGGAUCUUGACCAACGUGCAAAGCAAAGUGGUUGUUGUUUUGUUGGUGGACUGCAGCUGAGUGGAGUAACACCCCGACUGUUCCAGUGUUUGUGUUGGUGUGAGUGAGUAUGCGUUUCAGUGAGGGAGGCAGAAAGAAAAUAACCGUGGAAAUGUGGAAAUUUCUACGAGGCUCCCCACGGUAAAGCCAAAGAUUGUGACGUGAUCGAGUGGAUCGAGAAGAUGUGCAGAUUGUGAUAACACAUGUUUGGAAUUUGCGCAGCUGCCAACGAGUGAAACUUUGCCAGUGGUGUCUGCGGGUUUUGGUGUUGGAACGGCGAUCGAAGAAUUCCUACGACUGGUUAAAUCGAAUUGUUCGAAAAUUAAGGAAAAGUGAGUGAUCGAUUGAUCACUGCUUUGUUAAACGACUUCACUUUUUGACGUCGGUGUAUUGUUGUGUGUUUGAAGAAAAAAUAACAACCGGCGACUCAUCAGUGCGAUAAAAGCGAUUAGUGUAAAUCGGAAUCUAAUUACGUUUCGAUUGCACCGAGUGUAGCAUAGGGCAUAGGGCGAACCAUUUGAGAGAAAGAGAGAGUGAUCCGAAGUGAAGCGAUUAAUUGAGGGGUUCGCGACCUAACAACGGGUGAGCAUUGAAGUUACCGAAGAAGAUUGUUGCGUUGAUUGUGUUGAUCAGUGAUUCGGGUGCACAAACAAGCGAUGAACUCACCGAUGUGAUGUGCGUCGGUGCGUGUAGGAAAAGCCAUCUCUGAAUCCGGCGGCAUUAGCCGUGGGAACUCGGUGCUAUGGAGAUACCUUCGCUGGAGCAGAAAUGUGUCGACCGGUUUUGAAUAUCUACCGUGUCACUUCCGUGUCGUAGCCGGCUAAAAGACAGCAACCAUGAACCCUUCGACGAUGGAUGAUUUGAUGGAUAAACGACCGUGGCAAACGUCGACGGACGCUUCACGGCAGUUGGUAGGCUCGAAAGAGAUGCCGGUUGGAUAACGGAAUUAGUGUAGUGAUGUGUUGAAUUUGAACGUGUUUAUUUUGGCCCCCAUCGAUUAUUGGUAGUGAGGAGGGGGCAAGAUGUAGGCGCCUCAGGAGUGCGGGGUUUUUGUUGGAUUUUCCAAUUUUGUUUUUUUGUGUCUUGAUACGAAAAAGACGCCGGACCAUUGAUUCGAGACCAGAGUGAUCUACUUUGCUAGGAAACUUGUGUGCAUUUCCAAUUGUUGUUCUGUUUUUGUGUUUGUGUGUAACGAUGGGUCGCACACGGAUGAGCAUCGUGCUGUUGGUGGUGCUUAUCGCGUGCAAACUGGGCGAUCAGGCCAGAUCCAACGGAAGUGCAAGCAGUGGCAGUGGUGGAGAAUCGGCAAAACCAUUACCACCGGAACCAACGGCCGGAAGUGACCGACGGGGCGUUUCGAUGUUUAACCAAGCGCGUCUGAGUGAAGUGCGAAAUGGUGCCGCUGAAUCACCGCAACAAACCACCGCCGGGGGGCUGGUGACGACAUUGACUUCACCGGUGGUGAAAGGCAGCAGCAGCACGACGAUGGCGGUGGCGUCGACGACUACGACAACGACAACGACGACGACGACUACAACGACGACUCCAUCGGCGAUGGUUGCUUCGCAGUUGGAUGGUCGAUCUUCAGUGUCAGCCGCCACCGACAAUCUAAAUGGUACGAUUCAUACAAAUUCGUCAAAUAGUCUUGGUACGAUUGAACAACACGAUGAUUUCCCACGAACUGAAGCAACAUUGGAAUCUACCACGGUGAAUGCCGUGCCGACAAAACGCCGCUCCGGCAACCGUGACAAUAAGCUGAUGUCGGUUCUACAAGCUCGCCGGACGGCCCUGUCCCGGGAUCGGUGGCAGAAGGAAUACAUUCCGGCGUCAGCGCUAAAAUUGCAUCGGCAUAGCGUCCCGACGGUGAAUCUGAUAGAGGACAGCAGUACACCGGAAUCGAAUCUCAUAAUUCCGCCGGGAACCCGGACGUACGAAUUUCUCGAUACGGACGAGUCCAUCCACGGGAUGUACGUCGUGAAUCCCCGGAGCGGGAAGCUCGCACCGUCGCAAGUGAAGCUUGCCAAAGAAAGUGGAAACUUUGUUAUCCAGCAUCAAAACAAAACCGAAGAAAGUACCAAACUGACGUCGACGAAGCAGUUCCCUUCGCGUGGUUCCUAUUAUGAGCCAAGAGGGAAACGAACUCGAGAUCGUAAAAUCUUUUCGACGUCCACGGAGCGAUCCAUCGACGAGAGUGAGCUUGUUCCCUAUCAAUUUUUCGGUCAAAAGCUCAUUCCUACCAGUAGAAACGUUGACUCCCGGAACCAGGUGGUCAAUCCCAAGGGGACUCGUCUAAGCAAGUUGAGGGAUGAAUCAGAACUGGAAGUUCUGGAGGUUUCAGCCCCGAAAACUUCCACAGAAAAGAACAAAUUUUGGCAAAGUCGCUUGGCGUAUCAGACCCGAAAUAUAGUGGCUUUCAAUAACUAUUUGAGGCGCUCGAAGGACGGUUUGUACGGAGUUACUCCUGUCCACACGACAACUACCGCUGCGUCUAUCGGUUUAGCGGACAGUUCCGUUCAUUCGGAUUCACUAACCAACUCAAUGAUCGCGUUGAGUAAUCUUUCAGAGGGAACGGUUGACCACAAGCAAGUCUUUUCAAGAAGCGCAAAUUUCACUUCUUUGAACAGGACUGAAAGAAUUUCUCAGAGUUCGACGACUUCCACCACAACUACUACAGAGCCGUCGUCCACAACAUCGGUGUCAACCACGCAAACUAUCCCUGCAAAUCACAAACCGGAUGAUGAGCUACCGGGGUUAUUCAGCCCUACCGGACAAGCCGCUAUUUCUAAGCUUAUCAUAAACUACCCGGAUGAUGCCACGCCGGAAGAUUUGUACCAUCCGAAUAGCUAUCAACCGGCAGCGGAGUCGGUUGCAAUUCCGGUUACAACGGAACCGGAAUCCCUUCCCGAAACCACUCAACCGAUUUUGGAAGAGUUGGAAAACCACAGGAAUAUGGUAUCCAUUCCGGAUAUCAAUCAUAUCUUUCAGAAUCUGUCGACAAGUCCCACUUCGACAACGACUGAGAUGCCAACACCCAUCAGACGGAUAUCGCAGUCGGAGUCGGAAGUCGAGGUAACUCAACCCAGCACUGAAACCUACGUACCUGCAGUGACAACCAGAUCCACGGCUGAACCGGCUUCGGCAGAGUUCACGACAUUCCCAAAGACUGAACCUUCCAGCACUACGAGCACGACUGAAACCACAACUUCAACAACUUCCACUACGACACCGGUUCCGCACACAACGUCGCGAUCACUCAUCCGCUCCUCAUCGACCACCUUCACGACUUCGGUGGAGAUCACAACCCUUCAGGACACGGAAACAUACCCGGAAGUAGUCUACCAGACCGACGAAAUUCGUCCAACGCCAAAAUCGCGCAACGUUUCCGAAUUGAAUCCGAAGUCGUCCGCAGACCCAAUCCCACAAUCGCGAGUACCCACGAUAAUUGAAUAUCCAUCUCCCGCAUCUGGGGAUAAUCGUGGUGCCACGAAAAAACCGACUAUUGCUUUCGAGGGAGUGCUACUGCAGCACAACAGUGACGUGGUGAUCGAGAUGCGCAAAAUGAACACGGCCACAUUCAUCUUGGCCGGACUGGGAAUGCUGCCGAUCGUCAUUAUCAUUCUGUACGUGAUUAAGGCGGCCGUUUGCAAACGGGAAAACAAAGUGUCACAUGAUCUGGAACGGUACAUCCCGGAUGGACAGCCACCGAUCAGUCCCGUGGUGAGACUAGAGCAGUCCGACACUUCCAGCGUGGCGGAUGAGUCGAUCAUUUCCGAUCGGGACUUCAAUCGAAAGAAUCUUCGUUUCAAAAGUCUCCUGGGUGAAGGAAACUUCGGCCAGGUUUGGAAGGCGGAGGCCGAUGAUUUGGCCGGUCACUUCGGUACUACCCGGAUCGUGGCCGUCAAGACGGAACGAAGCGACAACGGACACGGUGAUCUGAAAACCGAGGCGGAGAUUAUGCGGAAGCUUGGGUCUCAUCCGAAUGUGGUUACGCUGCUGGGAGCUUGUUUAGAGCAGGACCCUCAACUGCUGAUUAUGGAGUAUGCGAUGCGAGGGCGUUUGUUGUCUUUGCUGCGGGCAGCUCGCGGUGCUGUUAAUGGACUUGCACCGUCGGCCCACGGGAACCGUCCACCGAUCAUGCCGCUCUCGCCGAGGAGGCUUACCGGUUUUGCACAUGACAUCGCCCGGGGAAUGGAGUAUAUUGCGGAAAAGAAGAUCGUCCAUCGAGACUUGGCGGCCCGGAACGUGCUGUUGGACCACAACGGAAUCUGCAAGAUCUGCGAUUUUGGUAUGUCGAUCGAUCUGGAGAAGAUCAAAUCGUCGCAGGCGCACGUCCGCGUACCGCGGCCCCACCACGGCGAAUCGCGGUUCAAGUUCGAUCUCAGUGCCCGCUCGUUCGGCAUCGGUCGACAUCACAGUCACGGUCACGAGGGAUUCGGCCGGCAUGGACACGGCCGCGGACACGAUAGCAAAAGUCGGCCGGCUCUGCCGAUUCGAUGGAUGGCUCCGGAAGCGUUGCAGUAUCACAUCUUUUCCCGCGAAACCGAUGUGUGGGCGUUUGGUAUCGUACUGUGGGAGAUUUCCACUUUAGGUUGCACUCCGUAUCCAAACCUAUCCGGUCGGGAGGUGGUUCGAAACGUUCCAAGUGGUGUGCGGCCCGAUAUUCCACCGGAUUGUCGUCCGGAAAUGUACGAUCUGAUGCAGCGCACCUGGAGAAAGGAUCCUCGUCAGAGGCCUAGCUUUUCCGAGGCACGUACCUCGCUGGCAAGGACGCUGUGCCAGUGGCAGUUGGAAGAGACGGACACGUCCAACACUUCCGAGUACCUGGACGUUAGCGGAUUCAGCGAAGAUCUGGAACAAGGAAUGGUUUACUUCAAUCGACGGAUUUCAGAGUUCGAGUGUGAAAUCUAGAGAUGAUUUUGCUUUCCUUAGCCAUCCUCUCCAUUUUCCUUGGCCGCACCAAUCCGCUGUCGCACAGUCUGACUCAAACUCAAACCUUGUAUAGUUACAGCAGUAUUACCUAGAUCUUCUAUCACUUCCCAUCCAUCCAUCCAUUGUUAACAUUCAAACCGAUUGAAAACCCUGCAAUUUCCAUCUGUCGUUUUCCUGGCGAAAACCAAACUGGAAAUUUUUCCGGACUGGAUCAGGCCUUGUUGAUACUUUUGUUGUGUGUUUGUUUUCCCCACUUCUGUAAACUUUUGUAAAUAGUUGUUUUCCUAAAAUGUUCAUCAAUAUGUGUGUACAGGAAAAAAAAUGAAACUGUCAACAUCAUUUUUAUUAAAAUCGACAGCUGUUGCACUGCUAUAUCGUGUAUUUAAGCAGUGUCCGUCUGUUGCAAAUUGCAAUCUGUUGUUUUCAAGCAUCGUAUAUGCGUAGUAUUGUUUUGCUUUUAAGAGUUAAAAUUAUCACAAACAGGUCCGGUGAUCAAAGGAGCUACAUCAUCAUUAAUAUUCAUGCAAUAUCAUUUCAUUUCACGAGUUGUACAUUUUCCAUUGAAAUUGAGUUCGAAUAAGACGAAUCCAAUAAUAAGCAAGUUGAUUUUAUUUUAAUUUUUAUAGAUAUUUUUGUUUUGUUUAAUUAGACAAAAACCGACAGGAAGAAGCACGUUCUAUACCGAAUAAAACCUUAUCGAAAGUUCUA